Microthlaspi erraticum is the source of this 557-nucleotide messenger RNA. The record is from the annotation of a GenBank genome assembly. Lineage: Eukaryota; Viridiplantae; Streptophyta; Magnoliopsida; Brassicales; Brassicaceae.
AUGGUUGGAGGAGGAGUUAUCCAGCAGCUUCUAAGGAGGAAACUUCACUCCCAAUCAGUGGCAACUCCGGUGUUGUCAUGGUUGUCUUCGAAGAAAGCUAAUGACGAGGCUGGGUCUGCUGGUUUUAGAGCAUUUGCUCUCCUGGGUGCUGGUGUUACAGGGUUGUUGAGUUUCUCUACAGUAGCAUCCGCUGAUGAAGCUGAACACGGCUUGGAGUCUCCACACUACCCUUGGCCUCAUGAUGGCAUUCUCAGCUCAUACGACCAUGCUUCGAUCCGUCGUGGUCACCAAGUUUACCAGCAAGUCUGUGCAUCUUGCCACUCGAUGUCUCUGAUCUCAUACCGAGACUUGGUGGGUGUUGCCUACACAGAGGAAGAGGCGAAGGCAAUGGCAGCUGAAAUCGAGGUUGUUGAUGGACCAAACGAUGAGGGUGAGAUGUUCACUCGACCCGGUAAGCUCAGUGACCGGCUUCCUGAACCAUACUCGAAUGAGUCAGCUGCAAGGUUCGCCAAUGGAGGAGCGUAUCCACCUGAUCUAAGUCUUAUUACUAAGGUCUU